AUGUUGAAAAACCGCUAUAUACUUGACCAAGCGCCCCUUCAGGUUUAUUGUGCAGGCCUUAUAUUUGCACCCCAAGCGGCAAUAAUCCGCACACAGUUCCAGGAAGAGCUUCCUACUUGGAUAUGCCAAUUACCGAAAGUUGAGAAACAAUGGGGUGCGCUUAUCCAGAUUCUCGAAGGACACUCGGAUUGGAUCCAAUCGAUCGCCUUCUCACCUGACGGUCGGCUAUUAGCGUCGGGCUCCCACGACAAGACAGUGCGACUCUGGGACCCAGUGACAGGCAUGCUCAUCCUGACACUUAAAGGCCAUUUGGACAGGGUCAACUCAGUAGCCUUUUCGCCUGAUAGUCAGCUAUUAGCGUCAGGCUCUGUUGACUCGACAGUACGACUCUGGGAUUCGGUGACGGGCGCGCUCAUCCACACGCUUGAACGUCAUUCACACUCACAUUCACAUUCGAUUAUUUCGGUAGCCUUCUCGUUUAGCGGGAUACUGGCGGCAGCCUCCUACGACACAGUGCAGCUCUGGGAUUCCACGACAGGCGCAUACAUCCACUCGCUUGACGGCCAUUUGGACAGGGUCAACUCAGUAGCCUUCUCGCAUGAUGGUCAGCUAUUAGCGUCUGGCUCUGUUGACUCGACAGUACGGCUCUGGGAUUCGGUGACGGGCGCGCUUAUCCGCACGCUUGAAUGUCAUUCACAUUCACAUUCACAUUCGGUUAAUUCAGUAGCCUUCUCGCAUAGCGGGAUACUGGCUACAGCCUCCUACGAGACAGUACAGCUCUGGGAUUCCACGACAGGCACAUGCAUUUACACGCUUGAAGGCCAUUCGGACUCGGUCAACUCAGUAGCCUUCUCGCAUGAUAGUCAGCUUUUAGCAUCUGGCUCUGUUGACUCGACAGUACGUAUCUGGAACUCGUUGACAGGCGAGCUCACUCAGGCGCUUGAAGUCAAUUCAAGUUGGGUCUACUCAGUGGCAUUCUCCCCUAUAGGUCUACUGGCAUCGAGCUCUAAUGAUAGCACAGUGUGGCUUUGGGACCCGGCGACAUACGCGCUCACUCAGAUGCUCAAGGGUCACUCAGAUAGGGCUGAAUUGAUAGAAUUCUCACCUGAUGGUCGGCUAUUAGCAUCGGGCUCCCACGACAAGACAGUGCGACUCUGGGAUCCAGUGACAGGCAUGCUCAUCCUGACACUUAAAGGCCAUUCGGACUGGGUCAACUUAGUAGCCUUCUCGCCUGAUAGUCAGCUAUUAGCGUCUGGCUCUGUUGACUCGACAGUGCGGCUCUGGGAUCUGGCGACAGGCGCGCUCAUCCACACGCUGGAAGCCGGAUCAUCUGGAACUCACUCAUUGGUCUUCUCGCCUGACGGGUUACUGUCAUCGGAUUUUGACGAGACAGUGCGGCUCUGGAACCCGGUGACAGGCGCGGUCAUGAGAACUCUCAAAGCUAAAGAACCAGUCUCCGAGCUGACAUUUUACCAUGAUAGACACCUUUGCAGUGUUCUGGAUAUAGAAUGCAGGUGUAGCAUUUCUACAUUUCAUACGAGUCCAGCAAACCUAAGUAUAUGUGUUGAUGAUGAAUGGAUAACAUUGAAUGAUGAAAGGGUACUUUGGCUUCCGGUUGAGUUUCGGCCCUACUGUGUCGCAGUCAAUGGCAAUAUACUUGCUCUCGGACACAAAUCGGGACGGGUUUCCUUUCUUCGGUUUCGUGUAUAG
Molecule: messenger RNA, 1710 nt
Organism: Penicillium odoratum
Lineage: Eukaryota; Fungi; Ascomycota; Eurotiomycetes; Eurotiales; Aspergillaceae
Product: WD40 repeat domain-containing protein
Exons: 1
Coding region: 1-1710 (569 amino acids)
Biological process (GO): negative regulation of transcription by RNA polymerase II
Cellular component (GO): transcription repressor complex; nucleus
Molecular function (GO): protein binding
Source: RefSeq, a predicted model, not a curated record